Messenger RNA from Adelges cooleyi (spruce gall adelgid), 718 nucleotides. Its product is annotated as deoxynucleotidyltransferase terminal-interacting protein 2. Bases 80 to 577 code for a protein of 165 amino acids. Gene Ontology annotation, molecular function: RNA binding. Gene Ontology annotation, biological process: RNA processing. The record is from RefSeq and is a predicted model, not a curated record. Gene Ontology annotation, cellular component: nucleolus. The transcript is spliced from 3 exons. Lineage: Eukaryota; Metazoa; Arthropoda; Insecta; Hemiptera; Adelgidae.
AAGUGAUAACUCAAUUCAACACCAAGUUAACGUGUGUAACUCUGGUCUCAAGUCAUGCACUAACUUAAACUCAAUAGCCAUGGAUUCAGCCGAUGCGUUGUUAAGUCAAUGUGUUUUGAAGCCUGGAUUCCAAAAGGGAUACAAAGUCCCUGUCAAUAACAAAAGCAAAACGGUUGUUAAACGUGAUAAAAAGAGACAAGAAGCUAAAACUAAAGGUCCAAAUUGGUUCAACUUACCAGCGACCAAAAUUACAGAUAGCGUUCGUCAUGAUCUUGAUUUAAUUCGAAUGAGAUCAGCAUUAGACACGAAACGGUUUUACAAAAAAAAUGAAACUGAAGCAUAUCCAAAGUAUUUUCAAAUUGGUACAGUUAUUGAUUCUCCGUUUGAAUGCAAAUCUGGCCGAUUGACUAAUAAACAAAGGAAGAAAACAAUGGUGGAUGAACUCUUAGCCGAUGCUGAAUUUAAACAAACAACAAAGAAAAGAUACAAAGGUAUUCUCAUGGCUAAUCCAAAACUAGCACUAAAAGUUCGAAAAGAAAAUAGAAAAAUGAAGAAAUUAAAGAAGAAAAGAAAAUAAUUAUUUUCGUUAUAAUUGUUUUUAAAUUACCUACAAUUCAUUUUGGGUUUAUUGUUGUGAACUAUCAUUUAACAUUAUGUCUGAUAAGUGACUAAAUGUGAUAAAAAAAUUAUAUAAUUAAAUACAGAAUUUUUUUUUUUU